Linepithema humile (Argentine ant) is the source of this 2725-nucleotide messenger RNA. Lineage: Eukaryota; Metazoa; Arthropoda; Insecta; Hymenoptera; Formicidae. The record is from RefSeq and is a predicted model, not a curated record.
UGGCGCGGCGCAGUGUGCUUUUGCGUGUUUCGCAUACAUCACUGUUCUCGCGGUACGGAGUGCGGUGUGCGGAGUGCGAGAGCAAUCGAAAAAUGUAUCUUCCGCUGAGGUCGAACGCGGUAUCGCGCACUGCGUUCGCCAAUCCUAACGCUUAAGUACCCGUCGCCGGCCCGCCGGUCGCCGGGAAAUCCUGCGCGAGCUCACGUAUCGCGAGACACAGCCCCGUCGUGUGACCGUCGCCGUCGAUCGUAGAUUAUAGCAGGCCUAACGGAGACCGCAAAGUCACGAGAUUCUACCGACUCAAGUUCCAUUACCACAGAUGGUCAUUGUGACGGAGUCAUCCGAUUUCCAUCGAUUAUAUUUAUAGUGUACACCCGGUGUAGUUUUGCGUGUAGUUUGGCUGAAAAAAAAUAUGCAUCCAUCCGCUGGCUGACGACGUGUCUUAAUCGUAAGCGCUUGUCCACAAUGACUAAUCAUUUACCUGCUAGUGUGGUGUUGGACGUGGAUUCUCCUAGCUAAAAACAAUUCAAACAAAAGUUGUAAGGAAAGAAAUACAGAAUGGAAUCAGCUAUAGCUGGACGAAGGCGGACUGCCACACGGCAUUCUGCAGAAGACCAAGCGCUUGAUCAAAUAGCUAAGGAGGCAGAAGCAAGAUUGGCUGCUAGGAGACAGGCAAGAGCGGAAGCCAGAGAAAUACGAAUGCGUGAGUUGGAGAGACAGCAAAAGGAGGCGGAGGAGAAUGCUGACAGGGUUUAUGACAUGUGUACAGCUGACGUAAACAGAACCAUGAGAGUAACUCCAGAUCCAGUGCGUACAUCGCGGCUUCUUACAAACUCCAACAAUUUCCAAUCGAGUCGUAGAUCGUCGGAAGAUUCAUUGGAAGAUGCAGGAUUAAACAGAGAUAUUAGACUGGAAUUGAAGGAGUUUGAAGAAAAGUUCAGGAAGGCGAUGAUAGCUAAUGCUCAGUUAGACAACGAAAAAUCAUCUUAUGCCUAUCAAGUUGAUUUAUUAAAAGACAAAUUGGAAGAAUUAGAAGAAACAACUGCACAAUUACGUAGAGAAUUGAGAGAAAAGAAUCGAGAUGUUGAACAAUUAAAACGAAUCAGUCAGAGAUUAAAAGAAGAUUUAGAGAUUUGUAAAGCACAAUUAUUAGAAAGAGAUACGCUUAUACAAGAAAACGGUUUAGUUAUCGUUGACGAUGAAGGAAGCGAAAAUGAAGAUAACGAAAAUAUUGAAAAUGGGCCAUGUCACAGAAAGAGGGUACUAGUCAGUACAGAAGCUGCAGAGUUAUUAGAAACGGCUGGUAAAGGUUCACUAGAUGUUCGACUGAGAAAGUUUGCUUCUGAGAAAAAAGAAUUGCAAGAUGAAAUUCGACAUUUAAGAUUGGAAUUAGAAGAAACCAGAAAUCGCGUGAGAUCGGAGAGAUCAUCUGGUUCAGUAUUAGGUUGCUUAUCAGAUAAUGAAGAUAUUCAACGUGAGGCAAAUAAAUUGUUGGCGGAUUAUAAAUUUAAGUUACAAAAAGCGGAACAAGAUAUGUCUACGCUACAAGCAACUGUAGCUAGAUUGGAAAGUCAAGUAAUUCGUUAUAAAUCAGCUGCGGAAGCAUCUGAGAAAGCAGAAGAUGAAUUGAAAGUGGAAAAACGAAAAUUGCAGAGAGAAAUAAGAGAAACGCAAGGUCGCGUAGAAGAAUUGGAGACAGCAAACUCUCAUCUGCAAAGGCGAUUGGAUAAACUUAAAAACGCAAAGUCCGCUUUACUGAAGGAGCUUUGAUGGAGCGAUGUUUGCAGAGAUAUACAAUGAGUUUGUCACUUACUUAUACCCUGAAGAGACCGUGUGCCGAUGUUGCCUCGAUAUUAAUACUACUUAACAUUUUGGAUGUAGUUUACAAAGGCGAAGAUUGCGUAUUACACCGUUAUAACAUUUCACAUUGUAGUGGACAUCAUUCGGACACAGAACCACAGGGGAUGUUACUGUGGGAAAGAAUCCCUACCUCUUACAUCCAGUGAGUCUUGGUACCAACUUUGUUACUCCUGCAUUAUCCUUAUGGAAUAACAAGACACUUUUUAAUGCAUUUCACAUACAUUAAAUUUUUCUAUAAAUUUAUAAGCAGUUAUGGAGUCGAUUCAGAACUUGGUACUUUUAUAUAAGUGGCAAAUGAUCAAAUAGCAUAUUUCUUUUGUUUCUGUCUCUAGUUGCAAUAAAUUCAUGAAAAUUAUUUCAAAUUACUAAUAUAUAUAUAUUUUUUUUAAAUGUAAGAUAUUUAUAUUAUGAUAAACACAAUGAACGUUAAACGCUUUUUACUAUAUUAAAUUUAAUGCAGUAGAGUAUUUCAGUAGUUUCUUCCUUUACCUAUCCCUGUGAUAGUAGUAAAAAUUUUUUAGCAUAAAAUCUAGAAAUAAGAGCGUAAAAAUGGAAAUUUUUACACUAAUAUUUGUAAUUUGUAUAUUAAAUGGAAUUACAUCUAACUGAAGUUUAUAUGUACUGCUAAUCAAAUUGCCACACUCAAUGUUGACUAAAAGCAAAGCAUUUUAUACACUUGAAUUGUCUCCAGAACUGAUCUUUGUAAUAUUACAUUGGUACUACAUGCCGCUUUUAUUCGACAGACUGAUGUGAAAUAAAGCAAAAGUAGAUGUGCGAUAGUCGUGAUGUGAAGAUUCUUCACAUUAUGUAUGAUAGUGUGGUCUUUAUAUAUUUAAAAUAAAUUAAAAAUAUGUUGUUGAAAUUA